Messenger RNA from Chanos chanos (milkfish), 1674 nucleotides. RefSeq names its product CEA cell adhesion molecule 1 (gene ceacam1). The coding region runs from base 1 to 1674 and encodes 557 amino acids. The transcript has 6 exons. The record is from RefSeq and is a predicted model, not a curated record. NCBI's taxonomy places the organism in Eukaryota, Metazoa, Chordata, Actinopteri, Gonorynchiformes, Chanidae.
AUGGUAGAUGCGUCUGGAGCGACGUUAAUUGCGUCCGAGAACCCUCUGGCUGUGGGAAAGAACGUGACUCUCUCUUUGGUUCCUGAGAUGAGUCUUGAAGAGGGGGACGUGUUGUUUGAAACCACGACCAUUGUGUUUUGGUAUCCAGGGAGAGUCAGAAUACUAAACUUUGACAAAGACCGACUGUCAUACAACUCCACGACCUCUCAGCUCCACAUCCGCUCCGUCACACUCAACGACUCCGGACUCUACACACUGCAGGGAAUCGUCCCGUCCCUACACACACACCUGAGAUUAUCUGUCCAAGAGCCAAUCAGCAACGUGUCUGUGAUGGUGAGUGGCACUCAUUUGGUGGAGUUUACGGACAGUGUUAUCUUCAGGUGUUCAGCGCUGGGAACACCUCAGAGAUACACCUGGUUCAAUGCCAGCUCAGAGGUCACGGCCAAGAACGGCGUCCAGCUCACUGAGAACAACAGUGUUCUCACCAUCUCCAUGGUAACCAGGUUCGACCACGGGCCUUUCAUGUGCAGGGUCUCCAACGACAUCAACGCGCAAAACAGCACCUUAAUAUUCUUCAACAUCAGCUAUGGGCCGAGUGAUCUGAAGAUGACAGUGGAACCACAGUGGCCUCUUCACAUCUCUGGUACCAACAUAACCCUGUCCUGUUCCGCCCAGUCUGUUCCACCUGCCAUGUAUUACUGGACCCUCAACGGAACCAAGAUCAACCAACACGGCCCAGUUCUUCAUCUCACAGAGAGCAGGCAGAACCAGUCAGGAGAAUACAGCUGCGUCGCCCAAAACAACAUCACCCUGAGAAACGAGACUCAGACCCACACAAUCACAGUCAUCGAUCCUGUUUGUGUCCAUGACCUCGGGGCUAUGGAUGGUGUUCCUGUGAAGAAUAUGAAUUUCUCUCUGAUGUGUCACGUGACGGGGCCUGUGGACUCUAUUCAGUGGAUGAAGAACGGCACAGACCUGUAUCCUGAUGACAGAAUCUCCCUGUCCAAUCACAACAGAACGCUGACCUUCCGACCAGUGACACGCUCUGACGAAGGCGUGUUCCGGUGUGUAGCCAUCAACGCUGUGAGCAAUAGCAGCAGCCCUGACUACACACUCACAGUCAACUAUGGGCCGAGUGAUCUGAAGAUGACAGUGGAACCACAGUGGCCUCUUCACAUCUCUGGUACCAACAUAACCCUGUCCUGUUCCGCCCAGUCUGUUCCACCUGCCAUGUAUUACUGGACCCUCAACGGAACCAAGAUCAACCAACACGGCCCAGUUCUUCAUCUCACAGAGAGCAGGCAGAACCAGUCAGGAGAUUACAGCUGCGUCGCCCAAAACAACAUCACCCUGAGAAACGAGACUCAGACCCACACAAUCACAGUCAUCGAUCCUGUUUGUGUCCAUGACCUCGGGGCUAUGGAUGGUGUUCCUGUGAAGAAUAUGAAUUUCUCUCUGAUGUGUCACGUGACGGGGCCUGUGGACUCUAUUCAGUGGAUGAAGAACGGCACAGACCUGUAUCCUGAUGACAGAAUCUCCCUGUCCAAUCACAACAGAACGCUGACCUUCCGACCAGUGACACGCUCUGACGAAGGCGUGUUCCGGUGUGUAGCCAUCAACGCUGUGAGCAAUAGCAGCAGCCCUGACUACACACUCACAGUCAACUGUGAGUAA